CUCAGCUCCCAGUCUUCUGGAUGCCCCUCCAGUUCUCUCACGUCGUCCCUGUGUCCUGCACUCUUCUCUGCUCCACUCGCCCUUCAGCAGGUCGUCUGACAGAAGCGAUGCUGAGUCUACUGGUGCUCACUGCCACAGUGCUGCUGGCCGCAGCCCCCCAGUCAGAGGCCAUCGUGAUCUACACUGGCUGGGAGAAGCACGCCCUCGUGGGCUCGGAUGUUCGACUCUCCUGUUCCUUUUUCUCCUGGCGAUGGACUUCUGAAGAAGUCACCUUUUCCUGGAGCUACAGACCAGACGGGGCCAAAGAUAGCAUUUCGAUUUUCCACUACACUGGCGGAGCUCCAUACGUGGAUAACAAGGGGCCAUUCCGGGACCGCCUGGAGUUCGUGGGGAAUCCUGCUCGGCGCGAUGGGUCCAUUCUGAUCCGGAACCUGGACUUUAACGAUAACGGAACCUUCACCUGUGAUGUCAAGAACCCACCUGACAUAGUGGGUCGUCCCUCCAGUGUGCGCCUCCUGGUGUUUGAGCAGGUGCCCAUCCAGGCUGGGGUGAUAACUGGAGCCAUUAUUGGGGUGGUUUUGGGUUUGCUGAUACUGGUGGUGGCGAUUUACUAUCUCAUGCGCUUCCUGGUGGCCAGACGAGUGUUCAGCCUGAGUAUGAGCAAACAUGGCAGGAAGGGUAAAGGAAAAGAGGGAUCACAGCAAAAACAGGCUUCUGUUCUGGUGGACCCGUCCAAGCAGAAGGCAGCAGCGUCUGAGAAGAAGAAACAGGAGUCCCGCAGGGAAAAGAAAUAGUGGUUGGGGAGCAGAGAGCUGGAGCUCCAGGGCCUGGGGGCUGAGCCACGGCCCCCUGCCCAGGGCCAGGCACCGGGAGUGGGCAGGCAGCACAGGGAUGACAGGGUUCUCAUGACCAUCGAGCUGGAGCUCACGAAACAGGAGCAGAUAGGUGGAGAGAAGGCCAGGCGUAGCUCCGCUCGGCUUCUCUCCGCCCUCUCUGACUUCGCCCACAAAAUCACCAUCCACUGAGUGAGCUGAGGGUUGGAGGAGGGUUUGGAGGUGAGGAGGAGAGGAGGCCAGAACAGAGUGGAGGAGGCGGAGCACUAGAGCAGAGCCCAACAGAAACCAGCAGCUCAAACCUUCUGAUUUUGCCCACAUGUGUAGUUCAGUAGCAGUAGUUCAGGAGUCCAGUCACAUGGGCCUCUGUACAAAAUCAAACAAAAACAAACACUGUAUAAACUGCUUUGUCAUCAAAAAUGAAAAAAAGCCACAAAUGUUAUAGACUGUAACUAAUGAUAUCUAAAACAAAAGCCAGAUGCUGGUGUUAGUACUGUAACUCAGCCACCCCCAACACACAUACACACACACAAACAUACACACACACAUUCAUGAACUUGCUUGGAGAAAUGUCUGAGGGCACAAAACCAUAACAUUCCUUUUUUUUUCUCUCUCUCUAACUAAACUCUCUACACACAAAAAACACACCUAUAAAUGCACACACACACACACACACACACACACACACACCACUUUCCUGUCUUUUUUAUUAAUUGUGUUAAGAUGUGUGACAGUGAUGGUGUGUCUUUUUUGAACUCUGAGCUCUUUAUUAACUGCCUAUGUCUUAUUUCUCUUUCUCUCCUCCCCUCCCUCUCUCUUUCAUUCUCUUGUUCUCUCUCAUCUGUCAUUUCUCACUGGUUUCUUUCUGUUUCAUCCUUCAUAAUUGAUGUGUCAUAAUUGGCUGCUCAUGUCACUGUAAUGUCACCUGUUUUAAUAUAGGCUGGCCCUUCAAAGUAACUACUUCCACCCUUUUGCAGCUAAACUCAAGAACACACGUGUGGCAUGCACACACACACACACACGCGCACACACACGCACACACACAGUUGAAAUGCUGCCUGAGUCAAAUCAGGAUCUGAGGAAGUGUUCUGUUAACCACAUGAUUAUAUUUCUCUCACCACAGUCUACACAGUCUAGAGACCCACCCACAUAUGCAGAAUGAAUAUCACAUUCAUGAGCAGUAAAAAAAACUUCACUCAGGAAGUGGGGGUAUUUAUCUCACUCAGAGGGUGGGGGUAUUUUUGGCUUCGUAAGGUUACAGUGUAACACACACUAGCUGCACCUAUAACCCAGGCAAAAUUGUGCAUUAGUGUGUGUGUGUGUGUGUGUGUGUGUGUGUGUGUGUGUGUGUGUGUGUGUGUGUGUGUGUGUGUGUGUGUGUGUGUUGUUCUGACUGCAGUGACUGAAACCCACAGAAUGACGAUACUGCUGGCAGAGUGUGAACAUAAAACUUGUUUGCACACACACACACACACACACACACACACACACACAACCAGAAAGUAGGAACUGCAAGUAUACAUGAUACACGUGAUACACUCAUGUUACAACUUCACACUGCAGGCGUGUGCCUUUGUUUCGUGGUUUCAAGCACGAUGUUUUUGCCAUUUCUGAAGGUCCCUCCUCUCUCAGCCUCCUUUCCAUUCACUCUGGUUUUAGUGUCCUGAGGUGAAGGUGUUACUCCACCCAUCCCACUACACACAUCUGUUAGACACUCAUCUCCUCCACUUCUCUUUCCUCCAUCCAUCCCUCAUUCCUGCUCACUUCUGCCACCUACUUCUCACAACAGCCACCUGCUGCCCACAAAGGCCUCAUCGCCAUGACGAUGGCAAAGUCGAUGCUAAUAUACCUAGCUCUCUGCUGACCGUGAAAGAUACAUGUUAUCACGUUAUUUGUGUAUGUAUGUUGAGUUCAAAAACAUGUCUGUAACCCAUCAAGAUAUUUAGACAUCAAAACAUAGAGAAAUAGUGAAGAAUUUAAUUUAAAUGGUGAAGAAACUGGCCGUCAUUGUAUUUAGCUAAUGCUAAUGCUAGUUAUGACAAGCAGUGAAACAGUACACUGGACUUUGUGUGGGAAGCAGAAAUAUAAUUGUAUUUAAUGAUAUUUAUAUCUGCACUUUGUUUUGACUGACAUGGUAGGAUUCAUAUGGCUGUUUCUUUACGUUUUUAUUUCAUCAAGGUGCUAGCAUGCUAGGCUACAGGAAGUACUCCCGUUGGGAGAGGAAGCAAUAGCGAGGAAACUAAGAAGGCGGGAAGUAAUAGGUGAUUGCAUCGAGAAAAAAAUACAGCUCAUAACCUGAGACAGAGUUGGGAUGAAAACUUUAGCCAAAGUCUAUUAAACAUCACAAUCAUGUAAAGGUACGGCUCUCCCAGCAAAACCCUGCUGCUGCAGCUCUCUGGGCUGUAGGUGGCAUCUGGUUGGCAGAGAUGGUGGUGGUUGGACACGCUUUAGAACCGCACGGUGCUUUUGGGACAUGUAGAUGCUGCACACCAGUGGAUUUGAGAGUCAGAUGCUUUUUCUGCAUCUAAGCCCAGAUACAGAUCAGCCAUAUGUUUCCCUCAAGUAAAACUGCAUUAAAAUAGGACGGUAUCUGUGUUGUAUGUAUCAUGCACAUGUAUAUGUUUGCUCUGGUUUUUCUGAUAACAUUUCCUUUCCUUCAUAUGCUAUUUACAGUUUCUAAUUGUUUUUUAUGUUUUAUUUUGAUGUUAACUUGACUAGACUAUUAGAUGUUUUGUUCUGUAAAAUGUGUAAAAAGAAAAUAAAUCUCAAGUUAAAUCA
This is a messenger RNA of Electrophorus electricus (electric eel), 3611 nucleotides long. RefSeq names its product myelin protein zero (gene mpz). Gene Ontology annotation, cellular component: plasma membrane. Gene Ontology annotation, biological process: myelination. NCBI's taxonomy places the organism in Eukaryota, Metazoa, Chordata, Actinopteri, Gymnotiformes, Gymnotidae. The record is from RefSeq and is a predicted model, not a curated record.